AUGAAGACUUGCUCUGGAUGUGGAUAUCCAUCUGCUAAGACCAGAAGCUACAACUGGAGUGUUAAGGCUAUCAGAAGAAAGACCACCGGUACUGGUAGAAUGAGACACAUUAAGGUUGUUCAAAAGAAGUUCAACAGUGGUUUCAGAGAGGCCCCAUUGGUUGUUAAGAAGACCGCCGCCAAAUUGAAAUUUAAAGAUCCUUGA
Heterostelium album PN500 is the source of this 204-nucleotide messenger RNA. RefSeq names its product ribosomal protein L37 (gene rpl37). Gene Ontology annotation, biological process: translation. Gene Ontology annotation, molecular function: RNA binding; structural constituent of ribosome. The record is from RefSeq and is a predicted model, not a curated record. Gene Ontology annotation, cellular component: cytosolic large ribosomal subunit; ribosome. Lineage: Eukaryota; Evosea; Eumycetozoa; Acytosteliales; Acytosteliaceae. The coding region runs from base 1 to 204 and encodes 67 amino acids. The transcript is spliced from 4 exons.